Molecule: messenger RNA, 2381 nt
Organism: Diachasma alloeum
Lineage: Eukaryota; Metazoa; Arthropoda; Insecta; Hymenoptera; Braconidae
Gene: EndoB
Product: endophilin-B1
Exons: 10
Coding region: 776-1810 (344 amino acids)
Biological process (GO): membrane organization
Cellular component (GO): membrane; cytoplasm
Molecular function (GO): protein binding
Source: RefSeq, a predicted model, not a curated record
UGAUGAUUGAAUAUCUUUUUCACUUUUGCAUUUUUUCCUUCAAUUUUGAUUUCUUCAGAUGGUUAUCAACGAUUUUUUUAUUCAAUAUCUAGAUCUAAUCGUUCAUAAUUCUUGUCGUACAUUUUUUAUACUGCGUCGAUCGUUUUUUGUAUGAGGGAAAUUUUGUAAAUUGUACAUGGAGAAGAACAAUCUUUCUUUCUCCGUCUUCUGAAACUUGGAAAAUAUUUUCUACAAAUAGAGGUGUAAUUAGGAAAUUUAAACAGAAUGAUUAUUUAUAGUGGUGAUAAUGAGCGACCAAUCUCCAUUCGUUCUUGAUUUAUUUAUGGACUAAUAGGAGUUCUAAUUACGCGUGUAAAUUUUUUCUGUUAUUGAACAUGAGAAUAGAAUCAUUCUAUUGAGUUGAAAAAAAUCAGAACAGCGUCACGUUAUUUACUGCUACAAAUAAAAUAGAAUUAUCGUUCGAAUUUUUGUAAUGACUGUCCUUCAACAAUUGAGACCAAUAUUCCAGGAUUGACUGUUUAUUUUCAGAGUUAAUUGAUUGAUUAAAUUGACAAUGCAAAAAGAAAUAAAGGUGAAUGAGCCAUUAGAGAAAACGAGAGUCACGAUUUUGCGGGACCGGACUCUCCGUGGAAUACGCAGACGCAGAGGUGUUCUUACCAUGAUUUUCGCCCCUAGAAACCGCGCACUGAUCGAUAAGACAAAAUUUCUGUAGUGAAUUGUUCCGGGCUUAAGUGAACACUUCAUCCGUGGAUUGAAAUCAUUAUAAUUUUUAAUCAUGGAUUUUAAUGUGAAGAAACUAGUCAAGGAUGGCGUUAGAACUGCAUUCAACCGAGUUGUACAGCUCACAGAGGAGACCCUCGGAACCUCCGAGAAAACCGAACUCGAUGCACACUUCGAGCACUUGGCCGACAGGGCCAACAUGACGAAGACAUGGACGGAGAAAAUAUUGAGAAAUAUGGAGGCAAUGUUGACACCAAAUCCAGGAAACAGAAUCGAGGAUUUUUUCUACGAGAAAAUCGACAAGAAGAAGCCUAAUAGAUUAAGCAACCUGGAGUACGUUGGGGUGGACAUGAUCGAAGCUGGCAAUGAAUUUGGACCAGGAAUAGCAUAUGGUGCGGCUCUCAUAAAAGUUGGACAGUGUCAACAGAAAUUGGGUCAGAUAGAACGUGACUUCAUCGGUACAGCGGCCAAUUGUUACAUUCAACCCCUCCGUAAAUUUCUCGAUGGAGAGAUGAAGACGAUAAGCAAAGAAAUGGCAAUACUCGAAACAAAACGUCUCGACUUGGAUGCGUGUAAAAACCGAGUAAGGAAAGCUAGGAGCAUGCUGGGACAACAGAGUGAUUCCGGAGUAUCACCCGAAGUGUUGCUGGAUCAGGCAGAGAGGGAGUUGAGGAUAGCCCAGUCGGAAUUCGAUAGACAAUCGGAGAUAACUAAACUGCUGUUGGAGGGUGUAUCGAGCUCUCAGGCUGGCCAUCUACGUUGUCUCCACGAGUUCGCCGAGGCACAGGCUCGACACUAUGCUCAAUGUCAUGCCACCAUGCAAGAGUUGCAACGAGAAUUAGCUGGUUUGACAGGAAGUUCGUAUCACCCGGUCGAUCACCAAACUACAGAGCAGGUGGAUAGUGAGGUAGACCGAGCCCGAGUACUCUAUGAUUACGAGGCGAGGGAUACGAGUGAAUUGAACCUCGCACGAGACGAGGUAAUCUCAGUUUGUGAAAUACCAGAUGACGAGGACUAUUUAAUGGGCUUCAGGGGAAUUGAGAAAGGAAAAGUCCCGCGAGUUUUUAUCGAAAGAAUAUCAUCGAAUUAGUGGAAAAAUUGAAUUCUGAAUUAUAUUCAUAAUAAUUAAGUACAAAUGAGCUGGGGCAGCUGCGCAAUAUCAUUAACAUUCUCAAAAUUCUACGAAAUUGAGGCAAUUUCAUGUAAUUAAUAAAUUAAAAUAAAUUCUCGAACUCGGUUUCUUCAAAAAUAAAAAGAUUUAUCUUCGAUCGGAGUUUUAAAAAUCCCCUUAAGAAAUUAUUUGAGAAAUCAAAAAUCAAUGGACUCAGGUAUUCGUCACAACGAAUCCAUUGGCGUUCAUCAGCUUGUGUAUAUAAAUGAAAAAUAAAGCAAUUGUUGAGUGAAAAUGUAUUUUUCCUGAGGUCAAAUAACGAGAGAUGGAGAAUUAUGAGAUGUUUCAAAAGUUUAUUGACGUACAAUAAUAGAGGAAAUUACUUCUUCUUGGAUACACCGACAGUGCGACCACGUCUGCCAGUGGUUUUGGUGUGUUGACCACGUACACGAAGGCCCCAGUAGUGACGGAGUCCUCUGUGUGCACGGAUUUUCUUCAUUCUCUCCAAAUCUUCACGAAGUUUAGAGUCCAAGUUUGAACUCGUCAGCUG